This is a messenger RNA of Merops nubicus (carmine bee-eater), 969 nucleotides long. RefSeq names its product uridine-cytidine kinase 2-like. Gene Ontology annotation, molecular function: ATP binding; kinase activity. The record is from RefSeq and is a predicted model, not a curated record. Lineage: Eukaryota; Metazoa; Chordata; Aves; Coraciiformes; Meropidae. Gene Ontology annotation, cellular component: cytosol; cytoplasm.
AUGGAGUGCAGGGAGACAGGGAGCAAAUUUGGUGCUGCUUUCACACUGAAGAGUCUCAUGCUGAUGCCUCUGGAACACUUUUCCCUGGGGGCUUUGGACUGUGCCUUUGAGGGGACCACGAACUCUUGGCUGGAGGUCCAGCAAGCAGUGCCACAGGCACCCAGAAAUGGCCAUUCUCUGGGGACAUCCUCCCUGUGUGACUUAGAUGCUACUGCCACUGACUUGCCUCCUUUGCUGUUCCUUUCCCAGUCCUCAGUGUGCUCCAAGAUCGUCCAGCUGCUGGGCCAGAACGAGGUGGACUACCGCCAGAAGCAGGUGGUGAUCGUGAGCCAAGACAGCUUCUACCGGGUCCUCACCUCAGAGCAGAAAUCCAAAGCGCUCAAAGGCCAGUUCAAUUUUGACCAUCCAGAUGCCUUUGACAACGAGCUGAUCGUGAAAACGCUCAAAGAGAUCACGGAAGGGAAGACAGUCCAGAUUCCCGUCUAUGACUUUGUCUCCCACUCCAGGAAAGAGGAGACUGUGACCGUCUACCCUGCCGACGUGGUGCUCUUUGAAGGUAUCCUGGCCUUCUACAGCCAGGAGGUGCGGGAUCUCUUCCGCAUGAAGCUCUUUGUGGACACAGAUGCAGACACCCGGCUAUCCCGCAGAGUGCUACGAGACAUCAGUGAGCGAGGCAGGGACCUCGAGCAGAUCUUAUCGCAGUACAUCACCUUCGUCAAGCCUGCCUUCGAGGAGUUCUGUUUGCCAACCAAGAAGUAUGCCGACGUGAUCAUUCCCAGAGGAGCAGAUAAUGAAGUGGCCAUAAACCUGAUAGUGCAGCACAUCCAGGACAUUCUUAACGGCGGACUCAGCAAGCGCCAGAGCAACGGUCUCAGUCCAUCAACAGCAUCACUUUCAGUGUCUGACAGUGCUUCCUACCAUGGGUAUGGGCGCACUGUCACACCCUCCAGCCUGAGACCUGGUGGGUGA